Molecule: messenger RNA, 1671 nt
Organism: Aspergillus pseudonomiae
Lineage: Eukaryota; Fungi; Ascomycota; Eurotiomycetes; Eurotiales; Aspergillaceae
Product: cytochrome P450
Exons: 3
Coding region: 1-1671 (556 amino acids)
Molecular function (GO): iron ion binding; oxidoreductase activity, acting on paired donors, with incorporation or reduction of molecular oxygen; monooxygenase activity
Source: RefSeq, a predicted model, not a curated record
AUGCCUUCACAGACAUUCUUCCUCCUUGGAGAGGAUGUCUCUACCGCUAAAGAGAUUGAUAUCAAUACUUCACAGGGCAUUGAUGAAGUAAAACUCUUGAUUGCUGCUCAUUUUGCCAUUGUGGAUCAGAGUGGUAUCGGCUUCCAGGGUAAUGGUGCUGUUCUUACGGAGACAUCGGAAAUAGUCGCUGCGACUGGCCCUGUGCCUAUUACGGUUGACGGACAUGCUGUCCGCGACCCACCCUGCCCUAGGACAUUACCCUUCGUUGGAACAUUCUUCGAAGUUUAUCCUGACCAUCUCGGCAACCACCAGCGCCUUUUUGAGAAGUAUGGGCCUGUAAUCAAGACAAGCAACAUGGGUCGUGUCACAUACCAGACGAAUGACCCCAAGAUUACGGCUAUUGCCUUCUCUGAGUCCGACUUUUUCACCAAGAAGAUCAAUGAAUCGCACCCUUUGUUCGCUUUGAAGACCCCAUCGGCUGGAGUAUUCCUUGGGGACACUGAUACUGAGGAGUGGCGGUUAGCCCACAAGUUUCUGCCUCCCGCUCUUGGGCCUAAGGCUGUUCGCCAUUACGCUCCAACUAUGCAAAAAACAGUCGAGGAUUCAUUUAUAGUAUUUGAUUACUUGGAUAAGCAAGGUGAGGCCUGGAAUGUUUACCAGCAUAUGCUGAAACUCGGCUCGCAAGCGGUUGGAAAGCUCACCCUGGGCUUGGACUUCCAGCACUUCAGCUCACCAGAUGCCCCGGUUCAUGAAAUGGUACACAAUAUUGCAGAGCUCCUUUCGCUGAACAAGAAGGUUACCUCCAAGGGUGACUGGUACAGCUCUCUGCCCUUUGGUGACCCCAAGCGCCUCAAAGCCUUGAAGGCCCGCAUUGAAGAGAUGGUGGAUGAAUCUAUUCAGAAGGCCUCUCGAGGUGGAGUGGAUGAUUUACCUCUGCAAGACGCAGCUCUAGCCGCAAGCAACAUGGUUGACUAUGCGGUCCGGGCCACGGAUAACAAGGGCGAAAAGCUACCUAAAUCCAGUCUGGUGUGGGCUCUUGUCGUUGCUACUGGGGCCGGGUUUACUACUACAAGCUCUCUUCUCUCGUGGCUCAUCUACGGGCUUUGUACCUAUGAGGGCAUGCAGGAGCGACUUCUCCAGGAGUUAAUUGAUCACGGCUUUGAUGAAAAUACCCAGAUGACCGCAGAGCUCACAGAUAAAUUAGACUUCCUCGACAAGUAUAUCAAGGAGACUCAGCGUCGGCAUAACCCGUCUUUCCAGCCCGGACGUACUGCCAAGGUUGACCUUGUCCUCCCUGGGGGAUACAAGUUGCCGAAAGAUUCAGUUAUUAUUCCUGCACUUCAUCACAUCCAUAAUAAUCCCGCAAUUUGGGAUAACCCCGCCCGGUUCAAUCCGGACCGAUGGGACACGGAGGAGGUGAAGAACCGCCACAAGGCCGCUUAUAUUCCAUUUGCCAUGGGGCCCCGCAUGUGUAUCGGGUUUAACUUUGCUCUUCAGGAGAUCAAGGUCUUCCUGCCCAAGCUCAUUUACCGCUAUAAGUUUUCACGGGAGGGCGACGGGCCGAUUGAAUAUGAUCCCAUGUUCCAGCUGAUCCGACCGAAUAACCUUUACGUACGUGCAGAAAGACGGGUCAAGUGGCCACCAAGAUCGAGCCAGAGCAACAUCGCCUAA